AUGACAAAAGAUGAAUAUGUAGUCCAUUUUAGCAUAUGGGCCAUUUCUAAGGCUCCCCUUCUUCUUGGUUGUGAUGUGAGGAAUAUCACAAAAGAGACAAUGGAGAUCGUUGCAAAUAAAGAAGUUAUCUCUGUAAACCAAGAUCCACUUGGUGUGCAAGCCAAAAAGGUCAGAAUGGAAGGAGAUCUUGAGGUUUGGGCUGGUCCGCUCUCAGGCUACAGAGUAGCUUUACUCCUUGUCAACCAAGGCCCUUCGCGAACUUCCAUUACAGCUAACUGGGAUGAUGUUGGAAUCCCCACAAACAGUGUUGUUGAAGCAAGAGACCUUUGGGAGCACAAGACAUUGAAGGCACGAUUUGUUGGAAACUUGACAGCCACCGUGGGCUCUCAUGCAUGCAAAAUGUAUGUUUUGAAGCCAGUCUCGUAACCAUGAGUUUAGUUGGAUUGGAAUGUUGAUGUUGCUGUUGAUCUGUCGACCGCCCAACUAUAUAUCUAAUGUCACGCUCAUGGUUUACUAUCCACGAGUUCCUAUUUGGCAUUUUCCCAAAACUUGAUUUCCAAUUAAUAAGAAUAUGGAGGAGGCAAAGCUCCUCUUCUCCACUGAUUUAUGUGUAUCUUCCCAUUUUCUGGUGGAUGGACAUAAGGAAUGAGUAAAUCUUACGCAAUGUGAUCUUUUUCUAUUUUGAGUCUA
Prunus mume (Japanese apricot) is the source of this 690-nucleotide messenger RNA. NCBI's taxonomy places the organism in Eukaryota, Viridiplantae, Streptophyta, Magnoliopsida, Rosales, Rosaceae. The record is from RefSeq and is a predicted model, not a curated record.